Molecule: messenger RNA, 619 nt
Organism: Aspergillus aculeatus ATCC 16872
Lineage: Eukaryota; Fungi; Ascomycota; Eurotiomycetes; Eurotiales; Aspergillaceae
Exons: 4
Coding region: 1-588 (195 amino acids)
Source: RefSeq, a predicted model, not a curated record
AUGAAGUUUUCAAUUAUUUUGACUGCUCUUGUCAGCACCUCGAUGGCCUUGGUGACGACUCGGGUGCCAAAAGGGUACACCGUCGUGCCAAUGACCUACAGAGGCAUCAUCACCGAGGGCGGCGACGAGGUGGAACUGUCCGGAACAAUUGAAGACGUCCACCAGCAGAUCAAGCGUCUGAAUCCCGACUACAACGUCACCCAGUCUCUCGAAGUUCGGGAGGCGGACGCCGAGGUCCACCGCAUCCUCCAGAAAAGAAACAAGAGCAACCUGCUGUGCAACAUUGAGGGUGACCACUCCGAGACCGCCACCUACACAUGGAUCACCCAAGGGAUCCAGUAUCUGCUCGCCUUGGACGGGGUGUGCAAAGUGGGUGCCGGCCCUGGCACCUGCGCCCGGAUCAGCUGCUCCUACGACUCGGGUAUCUAUCUCUGUAAUGACAAUGCGUGGGAAAUCGAGCCCAAGUGCUCUUACCUGGCAACCUAUGCCGAGGAUAUCAUGACGCGGUGCUAUGACGGGAUGUAUAUCAAUGGCCAGGAGUUCGAUACUGACAACUACAAUGUCAUUGUCGCGGGUGACCUUUGCUAGAAAGGCAUUAGCUUCGAUAUCGGCAGGCGGG